AUAAAAAUUACUUUCUACCUAAAAUUACCGUAUAUAAUCAUGAGGAAGGCACAGAAAAAGUACAAAAUCAAAUGCAAAGUUGUGGAGAGGAAACCGGCGGCACCCGAUCCGGUGAAGAAGUUGCGAAAAGAAAAGGAACCGACCCCAGAAUUGCCCAAAACUCCACCGGAAUGUCCGAAAGUCAUCAUAAAUCCCAGUCUGAGUCGUAGGAAAAAAUUAAGCGAAAAGCCUUCAACAGAACCGACCAACAUAUGCUGCGACGGAAGACAACUCACCAAAUACGUGAACCCGAAAGCGGUGAAACCGAAACCGAUAACCCUUCCGACCAAGUACAAGCGAAUCAUCAAAAUAUGCGCGAAGAAGGAGAUGGACCUUCAAAAGGGGAAAGGGAAGGCAUUGAAGACCCCGAAAAAAAUCGUUCUGCCUCAGAAACCGUCCGUGGAAGUAGGAGAGGGUGGCAAAGUGUCUUUGAAGAAAGCCACUCCAACGGCCAGCAUGCUGGUACCACCUACCGACAGCGAACUGGAACGGAACAAGCCCAAGACUGGAAUCAAAUUGAACCAAGUCUCAUACAUGGAAGAGGAACCGCUUGAAAGAACCCUGUUCCAAUAUUCCAGUUUCGAUCUGGUCGAACGAGGACACGUCCGACCCAUUGAAAAACACUACGUAAAACUGGAGAAGACCUACUUAAAAGAUGAAUCCGUACUGAAAAGCGGUUUAUUGGAAAAAGAAGACAAGCACCAGAUAAAAAAGGACUUGAAGUCGGUGCGCCAUCAGAUGGAAAAAAUACGUGAAGACAAGUUUGGAACUUCUAUCGCACAAAACACGUACGAGAUGAACACCACAAUUCUAAUGGAAGAUUCCGAUAAAACGGGCGACGGCUCGACGAAACGAAAGAGCAAACAAGACGAGUCAACUUUUGGCGACACCAUGUUCAAGUCCGAUUACAAUCCGGGAAUCUCUCGUGAGGAGUACAAGUGGUACCAAAACAGAAGGGACGGAGGAUUGGACGAGACCAUCACCAGUUACAAGGAACCUAAGCAAGGAGAAAGGGAACAAUUGGAUGACUCUUUGAUACACUACAAGAAGAGGAAUUAUGAACCACCUAGAAAAUUAGUCGAAGAACGAAUAACGAGAAUCACCGACCUCACCAUGCAAGACACAGGAUUGUGGGACACCAAAUUGAUUCACGAUGAAUCCACUAAACCGUGGAGUCACCACCAGAUCUCAGACAAGAUCGAAGAAGAAGACGAAGAGGUGGCGGAAAUUUUGGAGGCCUCCGAAGCUACUAAACAAAAGUCGCAGACCGAACCAGACAAAAGCAAAUCUAAAGUGGCGGAAGACGGUGACCAGGCCGAAGAAGACGGGAUGGACGAGGAAGAACGGAAGAUCUUCCAACUGGGAGUGGCCGGAGAAGGGGGCGGCGAAGGAGACGAGGCUCGGCUAAAGGACGAACAAAUAAUCGAGUCCUAUCUGACGAAACAGUUUCGAAAGAAAGUGUCGCAGCAUUCUGUGGCCACUUCGUACAAUGCCCGAGACACUUACGUGUGCCCUCAAAUCAUGAUGACCGACUCGGAGAUUUUGGCCGGCGAACAUCUGAUGGAGGACAAACUGACGCAGAAAUUCAUGAGCAGGGACGACGAGAAACCGACGCCCAGGAAGUUCCACAGAGGCACGUUGGAGAGCCACUCGUUCACGGACUUGCAACAGACCUACAUCAAGGACUUUUAUUUCGGUUCGACUGCCGGUUCCAUGCACAAAAGCGACCCCAACUUGAGCGUGGACGGGAAACAGGGCAUCUGCAUUCCGGUGACGGCAUAUUGCUUCGCCUUCUUGAAACAUCCCGUCCAUUGGCAGACCGAAGACGUUGACGAGGUCAUGAUUACCGGUACCAACUUGUACUUGAGCAGUUUAAGGACGUUUCGUAUCCAGGAUCGGAGAGAACUGACCUAUCAGGAAUUGGAUCGCUUCUGUGUCUUCGACAGGAAAAAGAUUAGGUUCAUUGUUGACGAACCAGGUUUGUCCGGCUUCAUAUUUUCUAAGGACAAGCGCAUCUACAACCUGACGAAAGCUUUGAAGAUAUUUUUCGCCAGAGAUACUGCUUGCAUUUUUAUUUCCAACGACGUGCACAUCGCCAUUUGGAAGGACAAGUACUAUUAUCUGUUCGACGGCGUUCACAGAACAAAGGACAUGUACAUUUCGGAAAGUGGCGUCGCCAACGUAUGCAACUUCUACGACAUCGAAGGCAUCGUCACCAUUCUCCUUCAAAGAUCCGGUUACGGUGACUGGCCCUUCGUCCUUCACAGCAUACGAGUGAUAAAAGUGCUGGACAAACACACAGACGACUCGAAAUUCGUUGACGAAUUGAAUUUCAACGAAGAACGCGACAAUUACAACAUAGUGAGCAGUGAAAUGGCAGUUCUGCGUGGAUCGUACCAUUUGGGCGACUUGUGCUUCAAGUUCAUGAGGAACAAACAAGCCAUACCCGCUUGUUGUAUGGCACUGAUAUAUUCACGACUGACACCGGCUUCGGCGUGGACGAGAAUAACGAUGGACAAGAUCCUGACGCUCGGUUCGAGAAUCGCUUACGAGUGUCUGCGAUGCGACCAAAGCGAUAACGUCACGUUGCAAUUGGUUCCGGCUUUUCUCGCCAUCGGUCCAUACAUCGUCGAGAUUUACAUACACGAGAAUUUGUUCUGCGACAGCGUCUACAAACGUUGCAAAUGCAUGCUUCAGUUUGCCAUGGAGGAGUUCUUCGAAAACAGCACCAACGGUCUGAUCAACAUCCAGAACAGCAUGAUGGCCAUAUUUAAACAGAGGAGCCAGUACUUUUUGUACGACCCGUACGGACGUAACAAACUGGGUACUGUUUGUCGCGAUGGAGCUGCCGCCAUCUCUAUGCACUCGACCGUCACUUCGUUAGUAAACCUGAUUCUGGCAAACCAUGAAAUUACGAAAGAAGUGGUGUUCCACAUUCACGGUCUGAAAGUUUGUAAGAUCAUACGGGACCCGAGCAAAUCGGAUCAGUAUCCGAAAAACAUCAGGAUGAACGACAUCACGAUCGACGCAUUCAAAGGAAGAAUGUCUUUGAGUGAUAAGAAGGCGGUGAAGAAGCGCAGAGUGGCAUUGGAUUUUUCGAGACUCGCCACGCAGUCACCUUUUGCCUUCGGCGAGGAAGAGUCCCUGUUCCAGAUCGGCCAAGGAGUGGAGAGCUUCAUGCAAAACGAGAUGCCCCGAAUUCCGGACAGGAUUCCGGUCAAACCGUUCGCAGAGGAACCGUGUAACGUGGUAGUACCAGAAGUGGACUUGAACAAGGCCAUAGAUCUAGAUUCACCAGCCCUUUCCGAGACUCAAGUUCCCGCCAAACAACCAGACGAAGAUCACAUUGAGGAGCAGGAGGAACAGGAAUUGGAGUUCAUGGAUCUGUGCUCGUUCGAUUUAACGAUGGACGAGUUGGUGUUGGAACCGUCGUUUGAACAUGAAGCACCCGAAGGAUUUACGUAUACAUCGAGGAAAGAGAUGGACGACGAACUGCUCAAGCAACAAAUGUUGGAGAUGCAAGGAUUAGCGACCAAGAAACGAUCGAUCCUGAGUCAAGUGAGCGAUUCCUCAGCCAUGUCCGACUACAUUUCGAAGAUGAAGAACCUGUGCAAAGGUCCAAAGUACACUUUCGACGGCUAUUCCAUCAUAGAGGAAGGUGAAGACUACGAAUUCGAAGGAGAAGGUGGUGAAGGAGGUGUCGGCGUUCCAGACGAUGAAUUUUUCUACACUCAAGCCACUCUGACGCAGGUGAACACCACUUCUCUGGAGGUCGCCUACAUUGGACGCAUGUCUGAGAUGAUGAACACAGAUAUAACUUCGUUUCCGACGACGAUGACAAAGUUGUAUCCGACUUUUAUAAGACACAGAAUCGAAGGUAGGAGACCGCAGAAACCUAUUUGUGUCGGCCCAUUGAAACAAGACCAGCCAGAAUAUCUGUCGCAACAAUUGGAGCUGGAGAAGUUGACGAAUUUCGUCGACGCUCCAGACGGUUCGCAACUACUGAAGGGCACCAAAAACAUUGCCGACUUUAACAAAGAAGUGGAGUUUGCGGCUCCAUUUAUGUGUAUCAUGGCCGCUCCGGUCGCGAGAAAAUAUACUUUAGGUACUUGGUCUAAAGAAAUUAUCGAUUACAUUUUGGAAUGCGGAAGUGAAUUGUAUCAAAAUUCCCCGGUGCGAUACGACCAGGUUACCAAAAUGGACAUACCAAGGAUCAGUUUAGGUUCAACCGAUUUCCGCGUGUCCGUCCAAUACAUUUUCGACAGUUACAUGAAACCCAAAAUGGUGGAACUGGCAAUCACCAAGGUACUAUUCUCGCAGUUCACCAUGGGUAUUUUGGUGACUCCCACGUACGCGUGCACGAUCCUAUACAAGAACUUUCUGUUCUACCUCUUCGACCCGUUCGCCAACAACACGGUGGGCUUGAGCGAAGGAUCGGGAGGCGAAGGCACAGCUUGCAUGUCGCGUUUCACCAACAUCGCCGACUUGGUGAGAAGGAUCAUGUACAACAAGCGCAAGAGGGAACUGGGCGAGAACGUGGAGUACUGUCGUUUCGUGCUGAGUGCCGUCGACGUGAGGAGCAUUCCGCAGGUGUCCAAAGACGACGACAAGUACAAACAAAAGGGCGAAGACGGAGACGGAGACGAAGAUGUCGGGGACGAGGAGAAGGCGAAAGAAGAACAACGAAUGGUCGAGGAAGCCAUGAUGGAAGAAGGCGAAGACGAAAAACCUAAAGAAGAACCGAAACAAAUCAUAUUGCCAGGGUAUCAGUACAAGAAAGGCCUACUCGUUAUAGAAGGCAGUUCGGUGCUGGAAGGACGAAGCGACAUCACGCCGGAGAUUAAGAACGAUCAUUUCAUUUGUCUGUGCGCCUGUUUGGCUGCUCUGAUGUGUCCGAUUCCCAAAUGGCACACCAAGAAAGUCGAUCAAGUCAUCGAGAACGGCAAUCACAUUUAUCGUCAUGCCGACGACGUCACCAUUUCCAGCAGACGGUUCAUAAAAAACAUUUUAAUCGGAGACAAAUUCUUCGAUGUGGUGAUAAAACGGUUCGUCACGGAUUCGUCGGCGAUGAACGCGAACAUAAAAGAGGGCAUGAGAAUCUUGUUCUCUUGGAAAAUGUGCUGCUUCCUGGUUCAGUUUUCGUGCGCGUGUUACGCCGUUUACAAGAGCAACGACGACGUCUAUCACAUGUUCGAUCCUUACGGACCGGUCAACUUCAAACACAAGAAAGAGAAAUACAUGGCCGGUUGGGUGAGAUGCAAAAACUUGGACAAGUUGCAAAAACGAAUGGGACGAAUGAUACGUGUGCAAAAGGUCGGCAAUUUUCAGUUUUACACGUUCGAGAUUACCUCAAUUAAAAAGGCGUCGAAAGAUCUGACGCUGUCGCACAGAUUGCACUGCGUUUGUGUCGACGACAGGAGGAAAAAGAAGGACGAACUCGAGAAAUUUGGCAAACCGUUCAACGAGGAUCCGGAAUGGCUUCUGGUCGAUCCCAUUCCGUGGUCAAGGAAAACGAAGUACUCGGCUUAUGGUAGAGUGCGAGGGUGCGAAGAUAACAUGUGGAACAACUGGGACAUCGAGUAUCCAAACGAUUUGUACUCCAUGAUUGCUCAAGUUACCCAAUUCGAUGAGUUGAUACCUUCGGAACGAAGGGGAAAAGGGACCAUCUUCAUUCUUGUUGUUUGUUUGGGAAUGUUGGAGAUCUACGAGUUGUCCGAGUGGAGUCCCGCUGUCUUAAACUCUGUGAUGAUGAACGGUGACACGUACUUUUUCGAGUGCAUCAAGGACAAAGACGAAGACGACUACGAGUUGAGCAUGGAGGAUCUAAAUGAGAACGCCCAAAUUUUCCCCUAUCAAUUUAACGUCACCCUCAAACCAGUUUCUGAAGGCUCGUUCUUCGUCGUUCGUGAUACCCGAUUCAAUUUAUACAAAGGCCUCAAACACUUUUUCGCCGAUUUAACUAAAAGAUAUGGCAUCAUUUACAGUUCAGGUUUGGACGGUUGUUCAAGAAAAUACGUAGCAUUUGGAAGAACGAAACCGAGGGAAUACUUUGUGUUUGAUUGCGACACACGUGAUGCACCAAUGUUCAACAAAAACCUGGGCAAACCUUUUAUUCUGCGAAUGACAACUCUCAACAGAUUGGUGCACGUUCUCACGUUGACGUUACGAGGCGGAAACUUUUACAUUUUCGAUGUUACCAUCAAAGAUUUACAGCCGGUUGAAUAAAUAAAACA
Aethina tumida (small hive beetle) is the source of this 6272-nucleotide messenger RNA. RefSeq lists its product as uncharacterized. The coding region runs from base 40 to 6264 and encodes 2074 amino acids. Lineage: Eukaryota; Metazoa; Arthropoda; Insecta; Coleoptera; Nitidulidae. The record is from RefSeq and is a predicted model, not a curated record. The transcript is spliced from 18 exons.